GCUGCCAAAGGGAAGUGAGUUGGGGCUGGAGCUAUGGCCCGCGUCUGGAGCCCGCGGCCGCCGCCGCCGCCGCCGCCGCCAGCGAGUCGGGAGCAGGUGCGGCCGCAGCCGGAGCGGGGGCCGGAGUCGCGGCUGGAGUGGAGGCGGCGCGUGUGAGUUGCCGAGAGUCGCCCGUGCCGGAACACCUCGAACUCUGGGUGGGAGCGCUUCAGGUGGGCUGAGCCGCCGUCGCCCCUCCUCACCGCGCCCCCAGGCCCAGACAGCAGGGCUGGGGUCUCCCCGGGCGCGGGACUGGCUCCUCUCAGGCCAAGCCCUCCAGGCUGGGCUCUGGGUCUUCCUCGGCCUCUGGCUUCCUUCAAACUCAGGCCGGAGGACGGUGAUCAUCUCAAACUCGGGCAUUUUCUCUGUCGGGGUGGUAGCGGCUGGGAGCCCCCUCCUGCUGCCAGCUAGGGAGGGAACAGCGCCUUCCCAUCGUCUCGCUCUGCAUCUCUCCCUCUCCUCCCAUUGAAGAACAAGUUUCUUUUUUUCUCUCCAUUGGAAAUUCUACCCCGGAAGUCCAAAGCACCCAUCUGUGUCCUUCCCCAGCUCCUGGAGCACCCUUAGAAAUACUAUAUACUGACCAGGUCUGAGAGUCUCUUGACUUGACUUUUUAUUUUCUUUGGGAGACAAAGGUUCCCCCCUCCUCCACGUCCAACACCCCCUUCGGUAACUGACAGUGCAUGCCUAGGACUUUAUCCAUUUGGAUCACCAGCUCCCUGGCCAUCUUUAGGUGACUUCCCCCACCCAUCUGAGUUACAGUUUCCUCUGGGCUCCAAUCUCCAGCCCCCAGCGGAUCUGGUCAGUCCCACUCCUGGGUGGGACUGACCAGAGGGGCUCUGGCCCAGGAUUCCUCACCCUGGAAGGCGGCUCCAAGGCCUCGAGAGAAUUGGGCGUCGGGUACGAACCUGGCAGCUCAGGAGUGGGUGCUCCACUUACCCCACACAAGAAGAUGAAAAAGCGCAAAGAGCUCAAUGCACUGAUCGGCUUGGCUGGGGACAGCCGGAGAAAGAAGCCCAAGAAAGGCUCAGGCCACCGCCUGCUUCUCACCGAGCCUCCUGACUCAGACUCUGAGUCCAGCUCAGAGGAGGAAGAGGAAUUUGGUGUAGCUGGAAAUCGCUCUCGCUUUGUCAAGGGAGACUAUUUACGAUGCUGCAAGAUCUGUUAUCCCCUCUGUGCUUUUGUCAUCCUUGCCGCCUGUGUCGUGGCCUGCGUUGGCUUGGUGUGGAUGCAAGUUGCUCUGAAGGAGGACCUGGAUGCCCUCAAGGAAAAAUUUAGAACAAUGGAAUCUAAUCAGAAAAGCUCAUUCCAAGAAAUUCCCAAACUUAACGAAGAACUACUCAGCAAACAAAAACAACUUGAGAAGAUUGAAUCUGGAGAGCUGGGAUUGAACAAAGUCUGGAUAAACAUCACAGAAAUGAAUAAGCAGAUUUCUCUGCUGACUUCUGCAGUAAACCACCUCAAAGCCAAUGUCAAGUCAGCUGCAGACUUAAUUAGCCUGCCUGCCACUGUAGAGGGACUUCAGAAGAGUGUAGCUUCCAUUGGCAAUACUUUAAACAGCAUCCAUCUUGCUGUGGAGGCAAUACAGAAGACUGUGGACGAACACAAGAAAACCAUGGAGUUACUGCAGAGUGAUAUGAAUCAGCAUGCCUUACAGGAAACCAGUGGAAGCAACCAGAUCAUUCCAUCACCUUCAGCUACAUCUGAACUUGACAGUAAAACCCACAGUGAGAAUUUGAAACAGGAUAUCCUGUACCUCCACAACUUUUUAGAGGAGGUAAACAGUGCCCUAGUGGGGUACCAGAGAGAGAAUGAUCUUAAACUCAAGGGGAUGAAUGAGACAGUCAGUAAUCUUACCCAGAGAGUCAACUUGAUAGAAAGAGAUCUGGUUGCUAUGAGCAAGGUAGAAAAGCGAGCGAACCUGUCCUUCAGCAUGCUGUGUGAUGUGAAUGGCACAGACGAUGUCAGUCCUGAUUUGGAAGGGAGAUGUAGAGAGAUUCAGUUGCUUGCCAAGGCCUCACCACAAGUAGUUGGCAGAGAUGACAAGCUUCCUUUGAUGUUACCAGUGACUCAUCUGAUGAAUGAUAGAGCUGCCACUCUGAAGAGGGAGUCUUUGCAUCAAGUGACCAACAGAACAGAGUCAGUAAAAUCCCAGAGCAUAAAGAAAGAAGAUAGUUCAGAUUCUCAGGUAUCCAAGCUCAGAGAGAAACUGCAGCUGAUCAGUGCUCUCACAAACAAACCUGAGAGCAGCAGGCCGCCUCCAGAGACUGCCAAUGAAGAGCAAGUUCAGAGUUUCACAUCAAAGCCAUCAGCAUUGCCAAAAUUCCCACGGUCUCUUGGAGGCCAGAUUGAGAAAGCUGCCCAGCUAAGGCCUGUCUCCCUACCAGGAAUUUCUAGCAUCGAAGAUCUUCAGGAUUUAUUCCAUAAGACUGGGCAGGAUGUGGAUGGGAAGCUGACCUACCAGGAAAUCUGGGACUCCUUACAUUCUGCUGUGCCAGAACCAGAGCGUUUGAGGGAGUUUGAUUCUGAUGGAGACGGAAGAUACUCAUUCCUGGAGCUAAGAGUAGCUUUAGGUGUCUAGCCUCAUCAGGCUUAUUUUAGAAAUGGAUGUAUGCCCUGGACUACCUAAUACCUACUCAGCUAACAGAAACAACCCUUCUACCUACCCAUCAAUCCUCCAGUCCUCCAAACUACAGUAGCAGACACAUUGCCACCUUUUAACUUGUUUGAAAAAGCUAUGUAAAAGUUAUUUUUUUAUAAAAGACCAUUUUACUUAUAAUAUGAUAUUCAGAUAUCUAUGAUUUCCUUAAACCAGUAGGAUCUUAAUUUUAAAAUUGCCAGAAAAAAAGUCAAGCCCUCUUUUUUCUCUUUCCUUUUUUUUUUUGAGGGGAGGAGACCUUAUCUUUUAAAACUGGAAAAUGUGUAUAUAGAGAGAAUAAGCCACCUUUUAUAUUUCACAUAAAUUUGCCUUAAAUUAGCUGCACUUUAUACAGACUCAGAAAAUGUCUUUCCUUUAACAGAUAGACCUUUUCUGUUUGUAAAUAUUUCAAAUGAAAGAGUUGUCCAUAUUUUGUGGGAAGUAGGAAGAAUGGUUUGAAACAGGACGUGAACAAAUGACUUGCUGUUAAAAAAUGCUAAUCUGAUCUGGUAGCAGCUUGAAGCUGUGUCCCCAUCUCCUUAAGACAGCCUCUUUGGGUGCUGCCAUGGGGUUUGGCCUGGUGCUGGGGGAGUAGAUCUAGGGAGUGGACACUGUGGGGACGGUGCUGCCUGCAGGCUCAGGAUUCCGGCUCUUUGGUCUAUCCUCUCAGCUCCUCCCAACCUGUGAACCAGGGAAGUCUUGUUUGGGGAUUUUCUCUCUUUUAAUCCUGUUUCAGGGUUUAUGAGCAUCAACAGUUAUCCAGUGGGAGCUACCUUUCCUCCCUGAGUGAACUAGAUUAUCUUCCCCCACGCACCCAUUCAAGUCUACCUUUAAGCCGUAACUGACUUUCACCUCUGAUACUCCAUUCUGAACGGCAGGGCUGCAGUCCUUCGGCCACUGUCUCAGCCUGGCUACUCAGGAACUAUAGAGGAAAGCUCUGCCUCUAAUUUUGAUCCAGGAAACUUCUUGAGAUUUUACCUGGGGCCUAACCAAGAACCUAAUGUUCUUCUGUGGGCUGACUAAGGCCCAAAAGGUUGUGAAAUGAAACACCUGAAAUCAUAUUAGGUUUCCUUACAAUUACAGCUCAGAAAUAGCUAGAGGCUUUCUGUCCAGAGGAUGCCAAACAUGGCAGGCAGGCCUAGGGUGGGGGGCUUCACGUGAUGGCAGCAAAUCUAAUACAAGCAAGUGCAGUACUUCUCCCAUUAAAUACUUCUGUAGCCCUGCUACUAAAGGUCCCUGAACUGGAAGGAAUUAUUCCUCCAUGUCACCUCUGUGUGUGCUGUGUUGAUCUUAGAAGCAAUCUUCAGGCAACACAAAAGGAAAACUGCAAAACUUAACUGUGCUGUAGGCCAAGUCAGGGAGAAACUAGAGAAGCUUUCAGACUUCUUUAGUAAAGCUUGUUUCCAUUUUAACUUUGUCCAAGUUGCCCUGUUAGCCAUGGAUGCAGUGGAGCACCCUUAAAUAUUUAAGGGCUGUUUUUUUUCUUUAUAUGAUGUUCAGCUCGGUGUUGGCUAACCUUGGGGUUUUUUUCUAGAAAUAUUAAAAUUUAGUUAAAGUAGGAUGAAGUCUUUUCCCAUGAAUGUGUCUGCUUACCUCAUUAUGGCUUAUGCUUCUCACUCUAUUUCUCUCAAACAAUUCCUUUGCCUACCUAUGCUAUUUUACUUUCUUGGAAAGGUUUAAAUAUAGUAUAAAAUUAGCCUGGCACUUUAGGUAACUUGAAGGUAACUUACUCUUCUGGCUGCCUUUCAUGCCCCCCACCUUUUUAAUAUAUAUACCCUUGCAGAUUUUGUAACAACCAAAUAAAAUGCUAGCAAUAAACUGAAUUAUACUGCUAUAUUUAUAUGUACUGUACAAUAAAUAGUAUGUCUGUACCUGGAAGGUAUUUUUUUGAGAACUGAUUUAUAUGAAGUGUACUUGAGGGUAAUGUAGCUUGUCCUUUUUAGUUUCAAAUUCUUAUUCAUAGGCAAAUACUUUGAGGACACCUUAACUCUUUGUAUAUACUUUUCUUUUGCAUCAGCUGUGCUUUUUAGUUUAGCCUCCAUUCUUCCCACCUGAAGCUUGUCCGCCACCUACCAUCAUCCCUGAGCCAGCUGGAUGGUUCCAUCCUCUCCCCACCAGAUUUGGCAGAGGUGUUCCUGCUGCACCCUCAGACCUGUGAGUACCCUUGCCACACCGCCUGGGAAAGUGCCAUAUCUCCCAGGCAGAACUAGGACAUCUUGAACUCCUUUGUUCUAAGUUAAGCAUAUUCAUUGGCUUAAAAAAAGAAUUCUCAUAAGCCUAUAUCAUUCAGUAUUAAUUUGGGAUUUUUAUUUGAAAGUUGUCUUAAUUUAUCCAACCUAUGACUUGUGUCGAUCUGUAAUCAAGCCUCACCUACCACACCUCAGCCCUGAGAGGAAGGCUAGGUAGUAGUAGUGAGUUUGGUUUUGUUUUUGGUUUCAAAUGCUUUUACCUUUGCACUCCGGCAGCUCCUCCUGCUGCUUUCCUGAGUUACCCAAAGCAUGUCUUCUUGGUCCUGUUUUUCUUUCGCCUUCUAUCUGGUAUAAUGUUUACCUAGAGCACCUCCCCCAUAAAUCAGAGAGGCAAUGUAUUAUAGGAAGAGAAGAAGCAAAAGAAGAGAGAACCUGGCUUAGGGAUGACUGUAGUGUUGUCUUAAAGGCCGAGAAGGGCCUGGCUCUUAGGAUUGUGUCUGAUACAGCACAGCUGAAGAGUGAACACCCUUCACCUGCAGCUGGUUUCUUUCCCUUUCUUUGGCGUUCCCCCUCACAUUAUAUCUCUGGACGUAACCACGUCUGCGCGCCCCUGCGCCCCCCCAUGUUGGUCUUGCCGGUCACAGUUGAAGAUUUUGACUGUGAUGGGCUCAUACUCCUAUGGCCUGCUGUUGAGUUGUUUUUAGUAACAGCUUUUGUUUGCUACACCUCAUUGGCUUGCUUACCAACGCUAGUUUGAUAUGGUCCCCUCUUUCAUAUCCAAACCAGAACACAUUUGGGUAUUCCUGAGACUUUAUAGAGCGUGUACUGUUUGUUAUACGAACCUAACCUACCUUGUUGUUUUCUCAUAUUAAGAAAUGUAAAUCUACUUUCCUUAAGUGGAGCUAUUUUGGUAAUGUUUAAGCAAUUUUGGUUCUGUUUAGGGAGGGAAUUCAAGAUUUCCAUCACUUGAUUUGGGCUUUGCUAAUUUAAUAUCAGUAAUAAAACAAUUUUAAUUUAAAUAAAACAUUUCUUUUUUCUCUCA
Molecule: messenger RNA, 5905 nt
Organism: Mesoplodon densirostris (Blainville's beaked whale)
Lineage: Eukaryota; Metazoa; Chordata; Mammalia; Artiodactyla; Ziphiidae
Gene: EFCAB14
Product: EF-hand calcium binding domain 14
Exons: 12
Coding region: 989-2617 (542 amino acids)
Molecular function (GO): calcium ion binding
Source: RefSeq, a predicted model, not a curated record